Messenger RNA from Pezoporus flaviventris, 4605 nucleotides. It is a transcript of the gene PSKH1, whose product is annotated as protein serine kinase H1. Gene Ontology annotation, biological process: protein phosphorylation. The coding region runs from base 115 to 1371 and encodes 418 amino acids. Gene Ontology annotation, molecular function: ATP binding; protein kinase activity. The record is from RefSeq and is a predicted model, not a curated record. Lineage: Eukaryota; Metazoa; Chordata; Aves; Psittaciformes; Psittacidae. The transcript is spliced from 2 exons.
UUAUUUGGUUUGUCUCAUUCUUUUCCUAAGGUUCAAAUGUGGAAAUUGCCCUGGAUGUGGUUGCUGCUGCUGCUCUGGGAAAAUGCCUUGAUAGGAAAUUAACACCAUUCAGUGAUGGGCUGUGGGACAAGCAAAGUGCUUCCCGAGCCCCCCAGAGAUGUGCAGUUAGAUCUGGUGAAAAAAGUUGAACCUUACACAGGCCACAGUGAGAUAUACAAGCAUUUCAUCAAGGAUGACUGCGGGAUCAAAGCUGGCUCUCCCUCACCUCCACAGCAUGCUAACCCGUACCCUGGGAACCACUUGCCUAUCCACUUGGACCAGCCUGAGCCCCGCAAGAACAAAGUGGCUAAAUACCGUGCCAAGUUUGACCCCAGAGUGACAGCAAAGUAUGACAUUAAAGCCCUGAUUGGGAGAGGGAGUUUUAGCCGCGUUGUACGGGUGGAACACAAGGCCACCAAGCAGCCCUACGCCAUCAAGAUGAUAGAGACCAAAUACCGGGAGGGGAGGGAAGUGUGUGAGUCGGAGCUUAGUGUGCUACGCCGGGUUCGCCACACCAACAUCAUUCAGCUCAUUGAGGUGUUUGAGACCCAGGACCGUGUGUACAUGGUGAUGGAAUUGGCAACUGGAGGAGAACUGUUUGAUCGAAUCAUUGCUAAGGGCUCCUUCACUGAGAGAGAUGCUACACGCGUGCUGCAGAUGGUGUUGGAUGGUGUGAAGUAUCUGCAUACGCUGGGUAUCACACACCGGGACUUAAAGCCGGAGAAUCUGCUGUAUUACCAUCCCGGAACAGAUUCCAAAAUCAUGAUUACGGACUUUGGGCUGGCGAGUGCUCGGAAGAAGGGAGAUGACUGCCUGAUGAAAACCACGUGUGGGACCCCGGAGUACAUUGCUCCCGAGAUCCUGGUCAGGAAGCCAUACACGAACUCUGUGGACAUGUGGGCGCUGGGUGUCAUCUCCUACAUUCUCCUCAGUGGCACUAUGCCCUUUGAAGAUGACAACCGCACCCGCUUGUAUCGGCAGAUCCUGAAAGGAAAAUACAGUUACUCAGGCGAGCCCUGGCCCAGUGUUUCCAACCUGGCCAAGGAUUUCAUUGAUCGUCUACUCACGGUGGACCCCAGUGACAGGAUGACAGCCCUUCAGGCACUGAAGCACCCAUGGGUGGUCAGCAUGGCAGCCUCUUCCUCCAUGAAGAACCUACACCGUUCCAUCUCGCAGAACCUUCUCAAGAGGGCGUCUUCCCGCUGCCAGAGCACCAAGUCCGCCCAGUCCACCCGCUCCAGCCGCUCCACCAAAUCCAACAAGUCACGGCGGGUUCGGGAGCGGGAGCUGCGUGAGCUCAACCUGCGCUACCAGCAGCAGUACACUGGCUGAGCACUGGGCUGGGACCUGCCAGGCAUCUUCACACAUGUCUUCUCUGCAGUGUAGGUGUGCAGCAUCCACACACUCAAUGAGGAACAUCUAGGUUCCUUCUUCUCUCCCUCCAGGUGUCCCCCGCCAUGAGGAGGUGUCCUUACCAUGAGGAACCUCGUCAUGGCUAUUACCCUGCAAGCUGUGCCACAGGGGUCUCGUGUCUGAAACGGGGGAGCCCUUGUGGAUCAGAGCACAACUCAAGAGUCUCAAGUAAUACACAAAUUAAGGAGCCACAUAGGGAGAAAAGCUCAUUCUGUAGUCCAGGAGCUUGGUUGUUCAUAGUUAUUUAUUAAUUCCAGAGCAUUAAGUUUCUCUCGCAUAUAAAAAAGGAAGGAAUCACUUUUAAGUGGAUGCACACACACCUUAAGUGUGUGCACAGACACGUGUGGGUGUGUAUCUGGUUUGAAAAUGAUACAUACACAGAGUUGGAGCAGGUUUAGUUGGAUCUGUGGUGCCUUGGUAGUGAGGCUGUUACGAAUCAUAGCAUCAGAAGUAGGAUAGCUCUGAUUCACUAGUGUGCUGCACACCAACUCCUCGCUGAAGUGAUGCCAGUUUUCUGGGAUGUCUGGGAAGCUGUGAGGUUUCUCCAAGGGCUGCCAUCCACUCACAGCAUUGAGGGAUUACUGGAGCUGCACCAGAACUGCUGUGCAAUUUGGGAACAAGGCUGAAAUGCUGUGAGCUCGGAGCUUAGAGUCUGGCUCCUUGGAUCUGGACAAGGGGUGCUACUGGUGGAAGGGUGGGAAGAUGAUCAUUGUCCUGCAGGAACUUAAUGGUACACAGAGAGAUGUCUUUGGCAAGGCAGGAUUUUGGGGGGUUCCUUGCUGUCUCUCUUGAAUUAGCCCUCCCAUAUUUGCAUCAAGAACAGUGCCUCCCAGGCAGGGUUUGUUCUUGCCGUGACCUGCCCCUGUCACAUGUGUUUUUUGCCCCUAACACCAGCAUUACCAACUGUGUCACUUCACCAAAGCUUUAGUGGUUCCAGGUCUUGCUCUCUGCAGGUUUUACAAGGCUCCCCUGCUUGCAUGCCUACUUUGCCCUGGUACUGCUGUCCCUCCUCUGGGACAGUGAAGUGGUGGUGGGAGAUGUUGGGAUAGCCAUAGAUGGCUCCAUAGCAUCAGGGUAGGGGUUUGAGUAUUGGAGGCCCAGUCCUGGAGUGUCAGCAGUGACAAUACCCUGGAGAUACUAUGUUAACACUUUAGAUCUGCUGGGGGGUGACUUAAAUUCAACAGGAAAAAAGCUGCCUUUCAGUUUUCUUGGGCUGUGUGUCCGCUGUGGGGGCCUCUUGUGAAGGACCUUGCAGGGGAGGUGGGAGCUUUAGAGCUGAGCUUUGUGCAAGCCUGCUGAGAUACCUCCCCAACUAGUUAGAGCAGUACAUUGGGGCUGAUGGCACAGUGUCAGGGUAGAUUUGGCCUCUUGUGGUAGCAGAUACAAGACAUGCAGUGAAGGAGAAUGUUGGCUUGGAAACUUUUCAUAUGAAACCCUACAGUUUGCUUUAUGCUGUGCACUUGGAAGUGCUUGCUUGGCUCUGAGCUGGAGAUACAGGCUAUGCAAGCUCAAGGGCUGGUGAGCAUGGCCUCUCCACCCAAGACUGAUGUCUGUGCCACCACAUUUUACUGUCAGCAAGGUUUUAAGUGGUUGCUCACAGGGAGCUUCAAAAGCAGCUCAACCUCAGUGGGGGAAAAUUGAGUUUGCUGUGCUAAGAUGGGCUAUAACCACUGUGAGCGCAGCCUGUGAGCCUAGGUGAUGGGGAAUACAGCAGAGGACACCUGAGAACAGGAGGUGUGUGUAGCAGUGGUGAAUUCCAAAUCCUUUGCAUGGUUUUGCGUAUUAUUCUUAGAACUGUGCAUCCUUUGCAGGCUGCCCUUUCUCUGAGUAGCUAUCCUAUGCAUGGUCUUUCUUCCAUCAGCUUUAGCAGAUACCACAGAAUUACCUAAAAUUGGGGAGGUUUUUCAGCUCUGUGGAUUGCAAAAAAAAAAAAAAUUCUUCAGCUUCUUUUACCUUCUCGCAUAGUUUUUCCUUGGUCAUUAUUAUGAACUGUAAGCUGGAUGUGAUUUCUGAUACCUGGCAAAACAGGCAGCUUGCCUUGUCUUGUUUCAUAAACAAUUCAGUGCCCCUCAAGAUGACUCUCCAAAAGCAGCAACCAUGCUACAACAAGUAGCAACUGGAAAAUUCUUCUUUCCCUGUAUGUUAAGAGAUGACAGGAUGCUCCCAGAGGGCUUUGAGCUUAUAAGAGUCUUGGAGCAUCUCACAGGCACUGUGCUCCCUUUUGCCUCCUGGGUACUCUCAAGGCCAUCCCCAGAUUAUUUUACACCAUGUGUAGCCUUAAAAGAGGUGUUUUGCCUGUAUGAGGUCAAAGUGAUGAACUGAGCCAAGACCUCUAGAACCUGAGACCCUUCCCUUUAACCAUUAGGCUAACCAAAAUGCACAGGCAUUGUACAGGUGUCUGCCCAUACUGCUCCUUCAUGUGUUCUCUUGUGGGGUGGGAUCCAUGAAGAUGGAGAUGAGGUCAGGAUGUUGAGUUCUGCUUUGACCAUGCUUGUUUCUCCACCUUCACAAACAGAAGAAGAAUCUCAUCUGUGUCAGUUCUUGCUUUGUUGCUCUUUUCAGCAGUUGGUGGAAGGAGGAGUUCACAGUGAUGUCACUGGAGGUGAUUUUGGGGUGGAAUAUGUUUUGGGAAGCACGAUAUUGCUAUGUAGCUUCCUAACAGUGUCAAGUCAUCAAGUGAUGAUGGUCUAGGACUGGGAAGUGAAUUGGCAGAAGGGAGGAUCCUUCACUGACAGGAGCAAUACUGGAGAGCUGCAACCCAUCUUCUUGAGAUGUGGAGAUGUUUGUGGUCCUCAGGCAUGCCUCUGCUAGGGAACUGCACCAAAGAGGACCAAGUCUAUCCCAUAGGGGGCUUUGACUUUUAUAUAAAGAUAACUCUAAUUCUCUUGACAAAUGCAAUGUAUUCUUAUUUGCAUGGAAAAAUCAAUAUAAACAUAGGGAAAAUCUGUAUGGGCUUUCCUUAGAUCAUUUUAUUAUAACACUCCUGUCUCAAUCCCUCUUCUUUUUCUAAAUUCAGCAUUUUCAGGACCUCUUGUACCCAGACAAUGACAUGUGUGGUCAGAGGUGCACUAGCAGAGCUCCAUCCAACUGACCCUUGGAGUCCUUGGUGAUCUUUCUGUUUUCACUCUAUCUGCAAAGCUGGAGUGGUCCAAA